Molecule: messenger RNA, 1191 nt
Organism: Aspergillus piperis CBS 112811
Lineage: Eukaryota; Fungi; Ascomycota; Eurotiomycetes; Eurotiales; Aspergillaceae
Exons: 2
Coding region: 1-1191 (396 amino acids)
Source: RefSeq, a predicted model, not a curated record
AUGAGUAGACAACGUCAAGAUGUCCCCGCAACAGCCGCCCAGUGGGUUGAGAUGGCGAAAAAGAAGGGUGUUCUUAACCAAUCCAUUUACGAGGAAGAGUUGUUUUGUGCUUCGAAGAUAACAUUGCGCCAGUAUUUGCUUCUUCGUGUUCUUCGCAAGGGGUCAUACAGGACUAAACUGGAUCCCAAGCGGCUUGGCUUAGAACCGUGGAUGGACCGGGCUGAGGACAUGCUUCGCUCUUAUCCCUCCUGGGACACCUAUCGCGAGAGCUUCAGGGGCAAUCUUAAGGAAGGGAACUUCUUCUUAGUUAAGAACUCGCAGGCUGAGGCAGCAAAGGUCAAAAGUGACGAAGUUUCCGUCAAAGUCAUCUUCUCCCCGGUUGCUAAGCGCACGCGCCAAAGCACUCGCGAAAGACGCGAACAACGCGAACAGCCUCACAGGACGCUGAGUAGAUUGAACCCGCCUUCCUUUGAGAAGCUCACUAUCGAUGAUGACACUACUGCAACAGCACCAGCAACCCCAGGAAAUGAGGGAAACCACGAUGUCUUCUCUGAGCCGGCGUCCGCCUCAACGGGAGGCUCUCUGGGGCCGGAGGAGAUAAUGAACGAAAUGUACCCCCCAGUUGAUGAUGAGCAAAUUGUAAAUAUGGCUCUAGUGAACCUUCUUCAAGCUAUCACGGACCAUUUUCCUUCGCUUGGAAGCUCCUGGACCAUCCAUCGGAAGCCGCUCAAAGCCAAGUUCGACGAUGCUGAGUAUGAGGCAAGGACGGACGGAUAUCUUCGAGGUAAAGUCGAUGGUGAGGUACGUGCUUUGAUCGAAGUAAAAGCAGCCCUUCGGAAACAUGCUCGAUUUGAGAUCUGUAUGCAGGAGGGUGCGCAGAUGGUCGCUUGGCUCAAAAAUCAUCCCCAAGCACCAGGGAAGUUCCCAUUCCGGCGUUUUCACGUCUCGCAAGAUAGACAUCAAAUCUGGCUCAGCUUUGCCGAGUAUGACGAUGAAUACCUCAGAUACAUUGAGCAUGGCUUUCGAGAUACAGAACGUCCUCGAUCAUUUCUCACGAUGCAUGAAUAUGGUCCUUGGGAUACUCUCAAAGAGUCACAUAUGGCUGAGCUUGCUGUUCCCCUCCUUGCGCUUACUCUGCGUGCUGAUCACGAUCGUAAAGAAGAGCAGGAAAGCAAUCCUUUCGAUAACUAA